GAUGACCGGAGACUGCGGACACAGUACAGGAGAUGACCGGAGACUGCGGACACAGUACAGGGGAUGACUGGAGACUGCGGACACAGUACAGGAGAUGACCAGAGACUGCGGACACAGUACAGGGGAUGACUGGAGACUGCGGACACAGUACAGGAGAUGACCAGAGACUGCGGACACAGUACAGGAGAUGACCAGAGACUGCAGACACAGUACAGGAGAUGACCAGAGACUGCAGACAGUACAGGAGAUGACCAGAGACUGCGGACACAGUACAGGAGAUGACCAGAGACUGCAGACAGUACAGGAGAUGACCAGAGACUGCAGA
Molecule: messenger RNA, 325 nt
Organism: Staurois parvus
Lineage: Eukaryota; Metazoa; Chordata; Amphibia; Anura; Ranidae
Source: the annotation of a GenBank genome assembly